Messenger RNA from Vitis vinifera (wine grape), 1772 nucleotides. RefSeq names its product probable protein phosphatase 2C 47. Bases 395 to 1561 code for a protein of 388 amino acids. NCBI's taxonomy places the organism in Eukaryota, Viridiplantae, Streptophyta, Magnoliopsida, Vitales, Vitaceae. Gene Ontology annotation, molecular function: protein serine/threonine phosphatase activity; cation binding. Gene Ontology annotation, biological process: protein dephosphorylation. The transcript is spliced from 4 exons. The record is from RefSeq and is a predicted model, not a curated record.
GAGAGAAAAGCUGGUCAACUGAAUAUCUCCCACCCACGUGUCGCAACCCCAUCUUGCUCCCCACCGCUACAUGGGCGUCCGCAAAACCUGCCUUCUCCACACGCCCCACCUCGUAACCAGGGUUUCAAGCUCAAUGCUCCUCCUCUCUUUUCCUACUUCUUUCUCUCUCACACACACUUUUUCACCUCUUCCCCUUGAUGCCUCUCGGCUUUAGCCUUCUUCCCACAAUGUUUCUGAGCAGAAAUCAACUCUUUAUUUCUGAAAUUUGCAGGUUUCUGGGUUAGUUUGUUUGGUUUCGAAAAUGGAUAGUUAAUUGUGUAGAAUGGGUGGUGUAUGACACGGGUAUUCUUGGUGUUUUGUGAUGGAUUGAGUUUAUGGGUUGGGAGGGAGAAGAAUGGGUCCGGGAACUGAAGUCUCGCCUCACACCAUCUUAGCAGAAGGAGGAGGAUGCUGUAAGGGCAAUGUGGGUUCAGCCAUGGAGGAUAUGAAUGAUGAGACAUUGGACCAUUCCAACCAGUUGAACAUUGGGAAACCUCCUAGAAGCCUCUCUGUUAUGCGGCAUUGCAUCAGCUCAGCUAGAUUGACCGGCGCAGCUGAUUGGGAGUCUGAUAUUGGCAUUAUUAGCUUAAAAUCACCAUCAAGUGAGAAAUCUGGUUAUUUACCCGUGCUUCGUUCGGGAAGCUGGUCUGAGAUAGGGCCCAAACAAUAUAUGGAGGACGAGUACAUCUGCAUCGAUAAUUUUCACAAGCAUUUUGGUGCAGCUCCAAACAUCCCUUCUCCUGGAGCAUUUUAUGGGGUGUUUGAUGGACACGGUGGCAUUGAUGCAGCAUCAUUUACCAGAAAGAACAUCCUCAAGUUUAUUGUUGAGGAUGCCCAUUUCCCAGUAGGCAUAAAAAAGGCUGUUAAGAGUGCUUUUGCAAAAGCUGAUCAUGCAUUUGCUGAUGCUAGCUCUCUUGAUAGAUCCUCUGGAACCACUGCUUUGAUUGCCCUAAUUUUUGGAAGUACCAUGCUGGUCGCUAAUGCUGGGGAUUCACGAGCCGUAUUGGGCAAGCGGGGAAGAGCAGUUGAGCUCUCUAAAGACCACAAACCCAACUGCACAUCUGAGAGACUAAGAAUUGAGAAACUGGGCGGUGUCAUUUAUGAUGGCUACCUCAAUGGGCAACUAUCAGUGGCCCGUGCUCUUGGAGACUGGCACAUGAAGGGUCCCAAAGGUUCAAACUGCCCCCUAAGCUCCGAGCCAGAACUGCAGGAAAUAAUCCUCACAGAGGAAGACGAAUUCCUGAUACUAGGCUGCGAUGGCCUGUGGGACGUGAUGAGUAGCCAGUGUGCGGUGACGAUGACUAGGAAGGAGCUCAUGUCACACAAUGACCCCGAGAGGUGCUCAAAAGAGCUUGUCAGAGAGGCACUGAAGCGCAACUCCUGUGACAACCUGACAGUAGUUGUGGUAUGUUUCUCCCCAGACCCACCUCCACGGAUCGAAAUCCCGAAAUCCCAGAGGAGGAGGAGCAUAUCAGCAGAAGGGCUGGACCUUCUCAAGGGUGUUUUGAACAGUAACAUAUAAACAAGUGUUGUUAGGGCUUGUAUAGAUUGGAAAUUGCAGUUUAAGCCUGUCAGUAGGGGAGUUUUGUGAGAGUUGAUGACAUUGCGGAUCGUUUAACUUACUUUUGAGUCCUGUAAAUCUGAGAUUCUUUGGUGUCUGUCUUGAAAGUUGUUGCAGUAUAUUUCUUGUGCCUGGUAUAUACCAAUCUUAUCAUAGUAAAGGCUUUGCAUUA